Arachis duranensis is the source of this 2004-nucleotide messenger RNA. Its product is annotated as protein phosphatase 2C 70. Gene Ontology annotation, molecular function: protein binding; cation binding; protein serine/threonine phosphatase activity. Bases 9 to 1721 code for a protein of 570 amino acids. Lineage: Eukaryota; Viridiplantae; Streptophyta; Magnoliopsida; Fabales; Fabaceae. Gene Ontology annotation, biological process: protein dephosphorylation. The record is from RefSeq and is a predicted model, not a curated record. The transcript has 13 exons.
CGAAGAAGAUGCCGCUGUUUCUCACUCUUCUCCUCCUUAUGCUGUUGCUUCUUCUCCUCUCCAUUCUCUUCUUCGUCUUCAAGCCAUGGCGCUUUUUUCUCCCUCUUUCCUCCUCCUCUUUCCCCUCCUCCUCCACCUCCAUCAAGGCUAGUGAGCUGGAGAGGCCUCUUCUUUCAGCUGAUGACAUUCAGGUUUCACAUAAUCAGACCAAUGAAUUUCCCUUAGAUUAUGAUCCUGAAGGUGCUUGCUCUCCCAACCAACUUCAUUUUCGCGUCCCACAAGACGAUUCACUUGUUCAAAAGCAAAUUUCUCUUCCCUCUAAUGUGCCUCUAGGUGAUAGCUUGGUUUUAGAUGUAAUUCAUGAUCAUUUGGAAGAUGUUGAUGCUACUGGUCAAACACUUGUAUUUCCCCCAGCUCAAUUUGUUGAAACUCCAAAGCAUAGAAGAUCGAACUUUGAAAGUGACAGACUGAAAGACUUUUUGCAAGGAGAUAUCUCUGAUCAAAGAAGUUGCCUCACGCUGGAGGUUAAUGAUGGUCCUUCUCGUGGACUUCGUUGUUCUGUACAGUCAACAAAUACCUCUCGUCUACCACUAACCUUGGGAAGAGUUUCUCCAAGUGAUUUGUUGCUAAAUGAUUCAGAAGUGUCAGGAAAGCAUGCUCAAAUAAACUGGAAUGUGGAUAAAAUGAGGUGGGAAUUGGUAGAUAUGGGUAGCUUAAAUGGAACACAGUUAAAUUCUCAGCCAAUCAACAAUCCAAAGACUGGAAGCAGGCAUUGGAGUGAUCCGGUGGAUCUUGCUAAUGGAGAUAUCAUAACUCUUGGAACAACAUCAAAAGCAAUUGUUCAUAUUACUAAGCAAAAUCAGCAGCAUAUUCCCUUUGGGGUGGGUAUGGCAUCAGAUCCAAUGGCUUUGCGUCGAGGAGGCAAAAAGCUGCCUAUGCAGGAUGUUUGCUAUUAUGAAUGGCCUCUGCCUGGGUUGGAUCAGUUUGGAGUGUUUGGCAUUUGCGAUGGGCAUGGUGGAGAUGGGGCUGCCAAAUCUGCUAGCAGACUUUUUCCUGAGAUAAUUGGCAAUUUAUUAUCAAAUUCAUUAGCACGAGAGAGGGUUUUGUCACUUCGUGAUGCUUCAGAAAUUCUUCGAGAUGCAUUUGCUCAAACAGAAGCAGGCAUGAAUCACGAUUGUGAGGGAUGCACAGCAACAGUGCUUCUGGUGUGGGUUGACGGUGAUAAAAAUCUUUUUGCACAAUGUGCGAAUGUUGGAGACUCCACCUGUAUCUUAUGUGUUGAUGGCAAACACAUUAAGAUGACAGAAGAUCAUAAGGUAGCUAAUCAUUCGGAAAGACUUCGAAUUGAAGAGACAGGAGAUCCAUUGAAAAAUGGGGAGAAACGUCUACAUGGUAUGAAUCUUGCGAGGAUGCUUGGGGACAAGUUCCUGAAACAGCAGGAUUCACGGUUUAGUUCAGAGCCUUAUAUAAGUCAAGUCAUGCAUAUUGAUAAAGCAUGCAGACCGUUCGCCAUUCUUGCUAGUGACGGGUUAUGGGAUGUGAUCAGCAUGAAGAAGGCAACUGAACUAGUUCUUCAGAUGAGGGAGAGAUAUGCAACGGAUAGAGAGAGAUUUGCAGAAAGAAUUGCAAAUUCCUUGUUGAAUGAGGCUAAAACACAAAGAACAAAGGAUAAUACCUGUGUAAUUUUCUUAGAUUUUGAUACUUGUAGAGUUGAAUCAUAGUGUGAAUUAUAAAUAGUGUUAUAGCAAUAGUCUUAUAUCAUUUUUGUCCCCGGAACAUGUUUCCUUCUCGGUUCUACACAAGCUUAUCGCAUAGAAAUAAAAAAAGUUAGGUUGCUAUGGAUUCAAGUUGGUAUACUUCAAUCAGAACUAAGUAUGAACAAGGUACGAAGUUGUUUUAAAAAUUAGGAUGUAUGGAAUGAUACAUUGCAGAGAAAUACAAAAAUCAUAAAUAAAAAAAUGUCGUCAAAUUGUGUUGUUAACAAAAAAUAGAUUUGCCCUUUUU